Messenger RNA from Cokeromyces recurvatus, 1647 nucleotides. RefSeq names its product multicopper oxidase-domain-containing protein. NCBI's taxonomy places the organism in Eukaryota, Fungi, Mucoromycota, Mucoromycetes, Mucorales, Mucoraceae. The annotation marks the transcript as partial. The transcript has 4 exons. Gene Ontology annotation, molecular function: copper ion binding; oxidoreductase activity. The record is from RefSeq and is a predicted model, not a curated record.
UAUGAGUUCAACAUUACUUCACAUCUGUUAAACCCAGAUUGUCACACACGAGGUUAUCGUACGCCACUCAUUAAUGGACAAUUCCCCGGACCCACCAUUCAUAUAACUCAAGGUGAUGAAAUAGAGAUUCUGGUACGAAAUCAAGCACAAACGUAUAAUACAUCAAUUCAUUUCCAUGGUAUCAGACAGAUAGGGACACCUGAAUCCGAUGGUGUUCCUGGCAUCACUCAACAUCCUAUCAUGCCAGGUACCUCCUUCCUUCAUCGGUUUAGUGCUGUUGGACAAGCUGGUACUUACUUUUAUCAUGCUCACAUCGGUCUUCAAGAUGAUACUGUAAAGGGUGCUUUCAUUAUUUAUGAAUCGGAUGAAGCAAACCCUAAAAUGAAACAUGAUGGGAAUAAAAAGAAGAAGAGGAACUAUAAGCGAUGCCAAAUGCUAAAGGCAGGUCCCUACAGUUACAAAAAGGACCUCGUCUUACAAGUGAGUGAAUGGUGGCAUGAUGACUUACUGAGUCGUGAAGAAUAUUAUUUAGGAAACUUCUUUACCUUUGAUCACGGUGCAGAUAGUAUAUUGAUGAAUGGUCGUACGAUCUAUGAUCCGGAUACACUCAAUUUGACUUCAGCAAGCUGUCAGGGCUAUACAACAUUUGAUGUAGAACCUAAUUCAGUAUAUCGAUUACGUGUGAUUGGAUCUACGACAUUUCGUACGUUAGCUUUAGCUAUCAAGGAGCAUCCAAUGACAUUGAUUGAAAUAGAUGGUGAAUUAACAGAACCUUAUCAGACGUCCUUUCUAGAGAUCGCUCCUGGGCAAAGAUAUUCUGCUUUACUCAAGACAGGUAAUCAUCCACCUGGCACUACCUUUGCGAUUGGCACAAGUUAUCUUUGGAAACAACGCGGUGGUGGUAUUACUGAAAAUGGGUUUGCUUAUAUUCGUUAUGUCUCCCCUGAUACUAUAAAGAAAGAGAAGGAGGAGGAGGAUAGGCCUAAUACUAACAAUCGUGUCUAUGCUGACUUGCCUUUACUUCCUAAUGUCGAUGAACCUGACUGGUUUUACCAUCAAAUCAAGCCCCUGGCUAAACGUCAUCCUAUCCUUGAUGAACGAAACGUACGUACUAUCAAAUUAACAACUAGUUUUCAUGUCAUGAUCGACAAUACAACUCGUUAUAUGGUAAACAAUCGUAUUCAAUCACAUCAUGAAACAGCCAAUCUUCAUUCUCAAUCCACUCACAAGAACAAAACGUUGCCUCAGCUGAGUCAACAUGGUUAUGAUUAUCAUAUGGAUUUAGAUACAUAUCCUAUUCAAUUUAAUGAGACACUCGAUUUGGUCUUUCAAAAUUCAAAAAAUGCAGCUGGAGGUUGUUUGUUACAUCCUUGGCAUACACAUGGACACUCACAUUAUUUAAUUGCUAGCGGACAAGGAGACUAUGUACAUGAAAGGGAUUCAAAUAAAAUGAACUUUGAAUUUCCUUUAUAUCGUGAUACCUCAGUGGCUUACCCAAGUAUGCCUACAAAUGAUACAGACGGCUGUGGAUGGACUAAAGUACGUAUGAAAGCAGAUAACCCAGGUUUUUGGGCAGUUCAUUGUCAUAUUACCACUCAUAUGCUUCAAGGGAAAAUGGUCAUCUUAGAGGAAGCACCCGAGUUGAUA